This is a messenger RNA of Ilex paraguariensis (yerba mate), 632 nucleotides long. The record is from the annotation of a GenBank genome assembly. Lineage: Eukaryota; Viridiplantae; Streptophyta; Magnoliopsida; Aquifoliales; Aquifoliaceae.
UGUAGAAAAAACUGUAUUGGUCAAAAACACAAACCUAAAUCACUGCUAUCGCCGCCCACCUCAAUUACCCAUAGUAUCAUCCACCUACUUGCUGAAACUUUCAGCCGGAUCGCAAUGGCCUCGCCUUCGGAUUCCUCCAACCAAGAAGCUGUCGUCAGAAAACCAAACAUGGGGCGUCAAUUCAAGUUCUUGAUUCCGCUAAUUUAUGCCCCUGUUCUUCCCCUCAUUCGACUUUCGCUUCGACAUAAACCGGUUUUGAGGGAUCGUUUGUUCACUGCUGUGUUGGCUGGGGCUUUUGCUCAUGGGUUUUACUUGGUAACAGACCUAUAUGACAUUGAGAGCAAGUGAACUCCAGAGCACACCUGUGCUUGCAAUUUGCAACGUCACCUGUUUGUGGAUCACUUGCAGCUUGAUACUCUGGUUGCAGAAUAAAUACUCAUUGACAUAUUUGGUUUUACAUUUUUAGCAUUAAUUUUGGUGUCGAUUGAUAAGUGUGUCCUGUUAUUUUAAUCUUAAAUUAAUGAAGUAAUAAUCAUUGAGUAAGCUGCUAUUGUUGAGUUUAGACCUUAGUUGUGAGAAAACUUUUUUGUCUGCUUGAUUUGUUUGUUUAAUGAAGUAGCCCGUAUUGCCAG